Saxophila tyrrhenica is the source of this 1293-nucleotide messenger RNA. RefSeq lists its product as uncharacterized. Gene Ontology annotation, molecular function: alpha-galactosidase activity. The transcript is spliced from 4 exons. Gene Ontology annotation, biological process: oligosaccharide metabolic process; glycoside catabolic process. The coding region runs from base 1 to 1293 and encodes 430 amino acids. The record is from RefSeq and is a predicted model, not a curated record. Gene Ontology annotation, cellular component: cytoplasm. NCBI's taxonomy places the organism in Eukaryota, Fungi, Ascomycota, Dothideomycetes, Mycosphaerellales, Extremaceae.
AUGCUUCAGAGUGUAAUUGCCCUGGCUGCCGCAGUCCACUGUGCAGAUAGCUUGCAAGGCCCCGUUGGCCGUCUCCCGGCCAUGGGUUACAACACCUUCAACGCUUUUGCGGAGGACUAUGAUGCAGCGCUUGUUACACGCCAGGCGAAGAUCAUGCAGGAAAGAGGCCUGGUGGACGCGGGAUACAACAUCAUGCUUCUGGACGAUUUCUACGCCAUGAAAGAACGCAAUUCAUCCGGCCAUAUGGUGGCAGACCCAGACAAAUUUCCUGAAGGCAUCCCGGCGCUUUCGAACGAGCUUCACUCGAUGGGUAUGCGACUUGCUGCGUACGGCGAUCAUGGUUAUCAGACGUGCGGAGGGUACCCGGGUUCGUACGGUCACGAGAUGCAAGAUUUGGAGACUUGGUACUCCUGGGGCAUGACUUAUCUCAAAGAAGACAUUCCUGCCGAUAACAUCACCCAGACGAACCAAGUAGGUAGCUAUGAGCGCAUGGCAGAUGCGAUUGCCGAAUUUGCCUGUCGAACUGGCGUUACGUUCCAGUUGUCAUUGUGCAACUGGGGCUGGCAGCAGCCAUGGAUCUGGGGACGCAGAUUUGGACAGUCGUGGCGCACCAAUGGCGAUAUCAAACCGACGUGGUAUCCUCUAGCUGCAAUCAUCGACACGGCAUCAUUCCAGUACUGGGCAACUGACUUCUACGGCCACAACGACCUGGACAUCUUAGAAAUCGGAAACGUCGGCCAGGGCAGUCCUCCCGGUAACCUGACCCACGAGGAGUCGAAGAGCCAUUUCACAGCAUGGGCACUACUCAAAUCACCACUCCUGAUCAGCGCGGACCUUUCAACCGCAACAGAAGAGACCUUUGAAAUCCUCGGAAACCGCGACCUCAUCAAGAUCAACCAAGAUCCCGUUGUCGGCGAAAACAUCAGCCCGUUUCGUUGGGGCAUCAACUCGGACUACACAUCGAAUGCGACGCACCCGGCAGAAUACUGGUCCGGCAACUCGAGCUACGGAUCCGUCUUCAUGAUAUUGAACACGCAAGAUACACCCCAAGAGAUGUUCUUCAACUUGACUGAAAGCUGGACGAUUCGCGCGGGCAGACAGUAUUCUGUGUACGAUCUGUGGAAGCAUGAGGACGUGGGGGUUGCAGUGCGCAACAUGACCUUGCAGCUGCCCGCACAUGGCGUAGGCGCGUUCCUACUGAACGACGCUGGGCCAGAACCCGAGUAUCUGGACGGUUCUUGCGCGGUCUAUUACCAGUGUUCAUUCCCUAACGGCACGUACAUUUCGAAUUGA